AUGUCGACGUCCAUGCAAGUCAAGAUAAUUUACAAUGAGUGCAUCAAGCCCUCUUCCCUAACACCCCAACACCUGAGAAUCCACAAGCUUUCCCUCUUGGACCAGUUGGUUCCCUCCGCCUAUGUACCCAUGAUCCUCUUCUAUCUCCCCUCCUCCAUUCACCCUAUUAAUAUUAAUAUUACUAUUCCAAUGAGGUCACAACUGCUAAAGCAAUCCCUCUCAGAAACCUUGACUCACUUUCACCCACUUGCCGGCAGAAUUAAAGACAGUCUUUCUAUUGAUUGCAAUGACGACGGGGCUCGUUACAUAGAGGCCGAGGUUGACUCCAAUCUCACCCAGUUUCUCAACCACCCUGAUCUCUCCUUCCUUAGUCAGUUCCUUCCCGGUGAGGUAAUUAGUUGGCAAGAACCCGAAGCAACUCCCGGAGCUCAUGUAGCUAUGAUGCAAGUCACCAACUUUGCAUGCGGCGGUUUCGUUCUAGGCGCCUGUGUUUCACAUAUGGUUGUUGAUGGAGCCGCAUUGAGCGCCUUCCUCAAAGCUUGGGCGGCCGCAACAUUUCGCUACGUAGCGACUCCUAGUACUCCUCAUCUUUAUACCAAGGGUAAUUUUGAUGCACCAUCUUUGUUUCCCCAAAAUGAUGCAUACCCAAGAGAAGCCACUAUGAUGGCUUUGUUCUCCCACUUUCUGAAAGUGGGCAACUGUGUUACAAGGAGAAUUGUAUUUGAUGCCCCAGCCCUGGCUACACUCAAGAAAAAAGCAGCCAGCUCAACGGUGCCAAAUCCAACGCGCGUGGAGGUUGUCACGACACUCCUCUGGAAACACAUUAUGGCUGCCUUUAAGGCUAAAUCUAAAAUUGUCCAGAACCAGAGGCCAACUCUGAUGACACACAUAGUGAAUUUGCGUCGAAGAGCUGUGCCACCAUUUUCCGAAUACACUAUGGGAAAUUUUGUGUUCAUGGCUACCGUGUUGUCACAAUGCAGGAGUAAUACUGAAGAUGAUGAUCAAAAUGAGGACAACUUAGAUUAUGUUGAUGAUAAUCGUGAUCGUGAGUUGGGUAGAUUGGCGAGGCUUGUGAGGAAAGCUGUAAGCAAACUUGAUGGUGAUUUUGUACAAAGCCUACAAAGAGAUGGGACUAGAGGGCUCAUCAAAUUCUGUGAGCCUCUCAAGGAGAUGGGAGAGACUGUGUCUCGUGCAGGCGCAGAUGCAACUGAUGGACAGGGCCCGGAUUAUAUAGGAUUUAACAGCCGGUGCAACCUUGGUCUUUAUGAAGCUGAUUUUGGGUGGGGAAAGCCUGUGUGGGUGGCGUCUGGUGGGGCAAAAAGGGGUGCAGAAGACGCUCCGUACAUGAAUAUGGUGAUUUUAAUGGAUACAAGGUCGGGAGAUGGAGUUGAAGCCUGGGUUUAUCUGGAUGAGCAAGACAUGACUAUAUUAGAGGGUGAUCCUCACUUCCUUGCUUUUGUUUCUUUAAACCCUAGUCCUCUUUCUAUUACCAUUAAAAUACCGUAG
Molecule: messenger RNA, 1506 nt
Organism: Pyrus x bretschneideri (Chinese white pear)
Lineage: Eukaryota; Viridiplantae; Streptophyta; Magnoliopsida; Rosales; Rosaceae
Product: stemmadenine O-acetyltransferase-like
Exons: 1
Coding region: 1-1506 (501 amino acids)
Source: RefSeq, a predicted model, not a curated record